Molecule: messenger RNA, 2666 nt
Organism: Perca flavescens (yellow perch)
Lineage: Eukaryota; Metazoa; Chordata; Actinopteri; Perciformes; Percidae
Product: CD166 antigen homolog
Exons: 16
Coding region: 260-1969 (569 amino acids)
Biological process (GO): cell-cell adhesion
Cellular component (GO): cell-cell junction; plasma membrane
Molecular function (GO): cell adhesion molecule binding
Source: RefSeq, a predicted model, not a curated record
CCACUCGCAAUUACCUGGUCCGCCAGAACUGAUGUGAGCGCGAGUUAGAGAGCACAUGCCACGUUGGGAGAAGAGCCAGAAAUCAGAACUGAACUGCCUUUACAGCACCAGCAACAGGGGCUCGCGAGGACCAUUCUAAUUUAAUCCACCUUCAACAACAACAACAACAACAACAACAACCAAAAAAAGCCUCAACCAAGUGGUUUUAACAAACCUUUGAAACAAGCAGCCGACUAAAGGAUCUGAGAGACCCGCAAGGAUGCACUUGUUGUCCGCCAGCAGCGUGCGUGCCCUCCUCAUCACCGCGCUCCUCCGCCAAGUCAGCGGUUUGGACACUUUUAUUGGCCUGUAUGGGGAAACACUCGAGAUCCCGUGCAACAAUGGAGCCAUGAAAGCAGAGGACAUCCUGAUCACUAAAUGGAAAUAUGACAAAGGAGAGGGACUUUCUGGGGACCUUCUGGUCAAGCGGAAAGACCAGAAUGUCUUAAUCACCGCCACUGAUGAGUACAAGGACCGUGUGAGCAUGGCUGCAAACUCCAGUCUGCUUCUUACUGAAGCCAGGCUGACUGACCAGCGCACUUUCACCUGCAUGGUGGUGGCUGGCGCAGACAUCACAGAAUACCCAGUUAACGUUGUGAUCUACAAGGCGCCGGCAGGCCUGGAGAUUUCUGAAAACGUGCAGGAACUAGAGAUUGGCAAACUUACUAAGCUUGGAAAAUGUGUUGCAAAAGACGCCAAUCCAGCUGCAAAUAUCACAUGGCUGAAGAACAACACACCGCUGGUGGCGGAUGGGAAAGGGAUUUCCAUCAAAGCCUCAGUGCUGGUGGACCCUGACACUGGCCUUUCAUCCACUAGUUCAAUACUGGAGUACUCGGCCAAGAAGGAAGACACGGACGCUGAGUUCACCUGCAGCACUCAGCACACUGUGGGCGCCGAGCUGGUGUCCUCUCCAGUCACCCUGACUAUCACCUACUCCACAGAGAACAUCGUCCUUAAGGUCAUUGCUCAGGAACCUCUGAUAGAAGGAGACAAUGUGACUCUGAAGUGUGUGGCAGAUGGUAACCCAGCUCCUACCGCCUUUAACUUCCACCUUAAGGAAGAGUUGGUGAAAGUGGAAAACGCAGAUACUUACACCAUCACGAAUGUCUCACGUGACACCACUGGUGAAUACAAAUGCUCUCUUGUUGAUAACCCAACAAUUGAAGAUUCUGAGGACAUCACAGUCAACUACCUAGACAUCAAUUUAAGCCCCUCUGGAAAUAUCGUUAAGAGUGCCGGUGAGUCCAUGGAUCUAACUCUCCAGAUUUAUUCCUCCGGAGUCUACAAGGUGUCCUGGACAAAGGACAAUGUUAAACUGGACAAAGAGCCCAAGUUUACCAAGCUGACUUACGCUCACUCUGGCGUCUAUGAAUGUGAGGUGACGAAUGGGGCCCUCAGCCUAAAAGCUUCCUUUGAGCUGGCUGUCCAAGGUACUCCAGUUAUCAAGCAGCUGUCCAAACGGCGCAGUGAAGACGGCAAACAUAAAAUCCUGAUUUGUGAGGUUGAAGGUUCUCCAAAGCCAGCUGUUUCCUGGAGCAUCAACGGCACCUCGCAUGAUGAGAGUCCCUUCCUCAACGGGAAGAUAAUACACAAGAUCACAGUUAUGCCUGCUGCAAAUCUGACUGUCUCUUGUACGGCGUCCAAUGAGUUUGGCACGGAUAGCAAAACUAUGAAUGUGUCAUCUCUAAUUGAGGAGGUGAGAAUGGAUAAACAAGACCAAUCGGAUGAAAAUGACCAAACCAAGUUGGUGGUUGGAGUUGUAGUCGGUCUCCUCGUCGCCACUAUUGUUAUAGGCCUGGCAUACUGGGUCUACAUGAAGAAGUCCAAGCAAGGAAGCUGGAAGACUGGUGAAAAGGAGAACGGGUCUUCUGAGGAGGAGAAAAAACUGGAGGAGAAAGUGGAGGAGAACAGCCAAAAAGCUGAGGUGUAAAGAAACGGCAACCAUCCUUUGGGAAUGUGAAAGUGAGAACGUGGAACUUUUGCACAUUUCCCUUCACUUCUGUCUUUGGGGGAAAGAAAAUAUGAGUGUACAUUGGGAUGAAUACGGUUUGGAUUUGGUUUCAGGGAGAAUUUGACUAAAAAGCAUAUCCAAACAUGCCCCUCACCCCUCCAACCCUCACCCCUCCAUUGCUAAAAAAAAAAAGAAAAGAAUGGAUACUGUAUGUGAUAUACAUAACUUGUCUGCACUACUGAUACACGUGUAAACUUCUUUAUCUACUAUUAGGAUUCAUGUUUGGAAUUUGGGAAACUGAGAAAAUGCAGAUCUUUUUGGUUUUGUUAGUUGAUGCCAGUAUAAUUACUACUAGACCAGUUGCCUUUGCUGUAAGGAUGUGUAGGCCUGCAUUAGUCUGACUCUUUGGCCCUUGGAGACAUGGGGGACAUCACCGCCAUCGCUUCUUAGCUUCUUAGCUUCACGUCAUCACAGUCAAACAACCUCUGCCUACAACAUCAGUGUACAAAAUCUGUUUAUUUGUGCAUUCAUUAUAGUUUGUUAUAGAAUUUGUUGUUGAAAUAGAUGAAAUUCCUGAAAGGGCUAUGGGUAUAUUGUUAUACUCGGCAUAAGUUAUAGAUGGUAAUAUGAUUUACAUGUUGCAUUGCAGGAAGUAGGCCAUGUGCCACAGAGUUCU